GACAAUGUCUAAGUUUGUUGUCACAACAGUUUGUUUGAAUUUAAGUGCUAGUUAUAUUUUAUAUGUUAUGGGCAAUUAAUAUUAUUUCAAUAAUUUCAAUUUACGUAAAGAUUAUGAGAUUUAACUAAUCUGAGCACAUAUAGAACAAUCGUAAGUUAUGAGCGAGACAGAUGACACUGAUGAUUUACUCUUAAUUCCUCCAGAUUUUUUUGUUAUUGAUACAGAGAUUGACUACAGUAGAGGCAAUUUAGGUCCGUAUUAUGAAAUAAUAGAUAAUCUUGUAACAGAGGUCAUUAAUUUACAAGACCGGGUAGGUUCAAUUGAAACAAAUAGUGAUCGUAGUUUAAUUGGAAGUUCAGUUGAUUUGUAUGAUAAAAGUCGUAGAAUGUCUGAAUUUCGUAAAUAUAACAGUACUGAUGACUUGUACUACCCAAUUAGUGCACAGAGCACACCUCAAAAGAGUCCUAAAUUUAGAAUGCGUUCAUUACCUGCCAGCCCCAACAUAAAAGAUAACACAAAAAGAGUAUUUUCUAAUAGAAGGUCUCCAAGAAAAAAAUUAAACCUUGAUAAUAAUACCCAUAAUGAUAAAUUAAAAGGUGGUGGAGAAAUGCUUCUAGAAAUUGAUAAUUUUUUAUCUAAAGUAAAGACUAUUCAGAGAUUCAAUACUGCAAGAAAUUUAGAAAACGAAUUUGAAAUUUAUAAUGAGGAGAGUAAUCAACUGAAAAAUAUGCAUCAUAUAGAUGAACUCUUAAAAGAUUUAGAUGAGCAAAAGAAACACCUUGAGGAUCGUCUUAAAUCUAAAGAAGAGGAAAUUCUUGCAAAAGAGCCCCCAAUUAUUAAAAAACACACAUGGAAAUGUGAGGAUGAGGAUUUAACAGGAGUUAAAAAUACACCUGAUGAUAUAUGUAAUGAAGAACGAUUUAAAAAAUCAAUUUUUGUUCCACCUACAGCACAUUUAACUUCUAAUGUGGAAACUAGAAAGAGUCCAGAUCUUAGCACAAGUUCUGAUUCCACACAGGCUACAGCAGUUUAUAAUUUUAAAGGAAAACAAGAACUGUUAAAUAAUCCAUUACAUUCAAAUGCAAUGAGUAUUUUAAAUAUGCACAAACAAUUGGAAGACUCCAUUGAAGAAACCAUCAAUAGUAACAAACAUGGCACACUUCAAUGUAAAAGCAGAACUGAAAAUAGUCAGUUAGACCUCAUAAGUUUGAAUGAUAUCUGGAAUCCCAGUCAACAGCAAAGUGGUAGUGUUUUGAAACAUAAAUUGAAUGAAGAGAAAUUACGAAGACAGCAUUGUGAAAUGUUGAUUGGGGAUCUUCAGCAACGAAACUUGGAAAUGCAACAGAAAAUUGCUGUUGCAAUUAAAGUUGAUCAGGCAAAAGACAGUGUGGUUAAUCAAUUAAGAGGACUUUUAGAAAAUAUUCACAAUAAAUUGGAAAAGUCUUGUAAAGAUAAAGUUGAGCUUGAGAGGGAAUUAGAUAAUAUUAAACAGAAAUAUGAGAAUGAUCUUGAAGAAGCCAGGCAGAGAGUUGAAUUUUAUGAAAAAGAAACUACCAAAGCAUUAAACAUGGCCCAUGGAAAUGGUGGCAAACUUUCAACAUUAGAGAACAAAUGUACAGAGCUAACUCAAGAACUUUCACAAAUUGGGGCUAAGCUUGAUGAAGUUAAAGAAAAUUAUCAUAAUGAAACUGAAAAAAAUAAACAGUUAAAUGAUAUUAUUGCUUCAAAAGAACUGGAAUUAAUGGAGCAAAAAUCUCUUCUGACACAAGCAAGACAAGAAGUUUCAUCUUCUAGGGAAACAAUUGAAAUUUGUCAAAAAGAACUUGCAUCAAUGAGAAGAGAAUGUGAUAAACUAGAAAAUACAUUAAAAACUGAAAAGAAGCAAUAUGCAGCCUUAACAGAACAACAAAAAUCUUUAUCAGAACAACUAGAGAAAAAAACUAAAUCAGAGAAACAAUUAAAAGAAGAAAUUAAUAAAUCCAAGGAACAGAUCAAUUCUAAUAAAAUAGAACUGAGAAACUUUUAUCAAGGCCAGGUAGAAUUGUUAGUACAAAAUAAAUUGAAAGAAUUUCAGGAUCAAUUAGAUAAAGCAGAAAAUUCUUUUAAAGAUGAACUUAAAAGGAAAGAGUUGCAAAUUGCAAAAACUGCUGCAAUACAUAUGCAACAACUUACUGAAAAAUAUGCUUUGGAAAUUAAAUUAAUGGAAGAAAAGCAAGAAGAAGAAAUCAAGCUUUAUCAAAUACAAAUUAUGCAAUACAAGGAUGAAGUUCAAGCACUCAAAUCUAAGAUGGAACAUCUUCAUGAAAGGAGAAAUUUACAAGUCCAACAGCUUCAGAAAAUAAUGGAAAAUCAAUGGAAUGAAGCAUUGAAAAUAAUUGCAAAUGCCAAAUGUCCAAGUCCAACCUCCCAAUAUGAACAACUUAAUUCCUUAAAGGCAAAAUCGUACAACAACUUGGAGGAAGUUUUGUCACAAGAUGAACAUUUUCUAGAAAACAACAUAAAUCCAUCUAGAAAUAAAGUAUUUUUCAAUGAAAAUACACGUGAUGACAAAGGAUCAGGGUUCAAAGCAGAAAGUAGACGUCUAAAUUUCGAUGAUACACAUAAUGAAACCCCGAUUUCAAGUCGAAUGCCACUUAGUGAUAAUGACUUACAGAAAAUCAUACAUAUGUUAAUAAAUAGUAAUAAGGCACCUGACUCGCAUGGUUCCAAACCCGAAAUUAAUAGUACAAAUCCAUCAACUAAUGAUAAACCAACGUGGCCGUCUCUUGUAAGCAUUGUCUCACUAGAAGACAUUAAAAGUAAAUGGCCAAAUGUCAGUAAGUGGACAAAUCUAAUGGCAAAUUGUACAGCAAAGAGUGCAGUAUGUUUAUUAUAUCUAUUUCUUUUUCUGCAUAAACUUUGAGUAUUUUGUGUACUUUUAUUAUGUACUAUUCUAUUAUAGAACCAAGAAGACCAAAGUAGAACUAUAUCUAGAGAUGGACGACUAGGAAAACCCAUGUGGAAAUAAUAUAUUUAAUACAAUGUCAUAAUAUUUUUAUACACAAACGAAUUUUUUAAAGAUUGUACUAAAUUAUUUGUAUAUUUUUAUUUUUAUAAAAUAUAUAUAUUUAUUUUCUAGAUAUAAAUAAUAAAAAGAUAUUCUAGUAUA
Messenger RNA from Aethina tumida (small hive beetle), 3148 nucleotides. Its product is annotated as repetitive organellar protein. Gene Ontology annotation, biological process: centriole replication; centrosome separation; regulation of cilium assembly. Lineage: Eukaryota; Metazoa; Arthropoda; Insecta; Coleoptera; Nitidulidae. The coding region runs from base 158 to 2902 and encodes 914 amino acids. The record is from RefSeq and is a predicted model, not a curated record. Gene Ontology annotation, cellular component: centrosome; centriole. The transcript has 9 exons.